AUGGAUAUCAGAAAGUGCCAGGCAUUCAGUGGGUUGAACGAGCGUCAAGCUAAGCUAACGGCUCGUGUCAAGCGACUUAUUCACAAGACCGGCAGUCGCGAGAAAGCCGUUAAUCAUGUCGUAAAGCACUGUCCCACAGAGGAUGAGGCCCAGGAGCUGGUGAGAUCAUUGAUAUCACAAGGUGUGGAUCUGCAGUCGACAUAUGAUGCCACCGGUGGACCCAUCCACCUCUCGACAAAGCGAGGCUUCAAAAAGGUUACGUCUGCACUGAUUGAGAAUGAGGUGCCAAUCGAUUGGAAGAAUGCCAGAGGCCAGUAUGCACUGGAAGUGGCAAUAGACAUGCGGGAUGAUGAUAUUGCCGAGUUGCUGCUGAGGGCCAUGAACAGAGACGUGGUUCGAUCACUGUUCAUACCAGCUGACCUCAAGUCCAAACCCAAGAUCAAUUUCUAUGACGUUGCAGCCAGUUGCACUAGUUUGAAGAAAACCUGCACUGCAGUUCUAGACAGUAUGAUCGAGGAGACAGACCGUUCGGAUGACUUUGUGAUUAACUAUGCACCGCUUGAGCUGACCGCUGACGGAUGCGUUCCGCACAGUGAGGACUAUGUCUGGGGCUCACCAACAGCUUAUCACAAAGUCUGCCAGAGUCGAGAUCUUCGGCACCAUUGUGUCACGCGACUGCUGACGUAUCGCAAGUGGACAGGCUACGCUGGCCUCUCCUCCAGCGUUAACAUCUUCGCCUACCUAGUUUUCCUGCUGCUACUGAGCUUUGCUGCCAUGUCAGCCGGCAUUCAACGCGUGUCCACUUUCAAUGCCACAACAGGAGAGCUGGGUGAUCCAAGAGUGUAUGAUGACACUAAGGCUGUGGUUAGGGCUAUCUGCGAAAUCCUGCUUCUUCUUACAGCUAUGUACACAUUGUACGAUGAGGUUCAAGAGAUGCGCAGCCUUGGAUUGAGUGCUUAUUGUGGCAUUGUCUAUAACUAUUAUCAACUAUUCAUGGUGACAUUGCUGCUGGCGAUUGUGCCGUUACGCUGGCUGGACAUCGAUCUGCAAUGGUAUUUUCUCAGUAUUCUCUACAUGCUGGCAUUCCUGCGCUUACUGCAGCUGCUCUCUAAUACACGCUUUGUCGGCAUCUACACCAGAAUUUUGACUCACAUUCUGAAGAGCGACGUAACGCGGUUCGUCGCUCUGUUCAUUAUCUUCUGGCUGACAUUCACCGGCUCUUUCUUCCUCGUCUUGGUUGGGUCACGGCGUCCGGAGAGUAUGGAGACAGGCACACAGCUGGACAUCUCAGAGGAAACCAGAUCCUUCCAGUCCAUACUCUUCACUGGUCUGCGUAUCAUGGUGGAGGCAGACUCAGUGGUUGACUACACGGAUAAUGGAUACCAUUGGUUGGCAGUCACCAUGAUGAUGAUGUACCUCUUCGCUAUCUUUGUCGUCUUGCUCAACAUCUUGAUUGCACAACUGAGUGAUACCUAUGCUGACGUGAAGAGUCAAGCAGCAUUCACCCUGGAACGUAACUGGGUUGGAGUCAUCACAACUAUUGACCUCAGCAGUAGGUUCAGACGACGACGUUACAACUGCUACCGGCCGAUGGAGAUUGUGACACGACCGCAAGAUAUUCUCGGCUCUUUUGAUCCGCCGGCAUCGAAUGAGGACAGGUCUGAGGCAGAUCUCCGUCAGCAGAAACUCUUCUCUCAGGUUGAUCAGCAAUCACAGACGUUACAAGCACUUCAGUAA
Messenger RNA from Sycon ciliatum, 1737 nucleotides. RefSeq lists its product as uncharacterized. Gene Ontology annotation, cellular component: plasma membrane. The transcript is spliced from 13 exons. NCBI's taxonomy places the organism in Eukaryota, Metazoa, Porifera, Calcarea, Leucosolenida, Sycettidae. The coding region runs from base 1 to 1737 and encodes 578 amino acids. Gene Ontology annotation, biological process: calcium ion import across plasma membrane. Gene Ontology annotation, molecular function: protein binding; calcium channel activity. The record is from RefSeq and is a predicted model, not a curated record.